Cylindrotheca closterium is the source of this 780-nucleotide messenger RNA. NCBI's taxonomy places the organism in Eukaryota, Bacillariophyta, Bacillariophyceae, Bacillariales, Bacillariaceae. The record is from the annotation of a GenBank genome assembly.
AUGAUUCGAUUGAAAGGCCAAGAAGAAUGGUUUUUCGACACAGAUCCUUAUCUGCUGAUAGUCCCAAUUCUUUCAAGUAAAAAUGCGGUUGCGUGGCAAGGAGAAGGCUACGAAGCGCUAUUCAUUAUUGGAACGCCAAAACCGCCAAACGAAAUGGGAUGCAAUACCGUUCCAUUUGACGGAAAUCGCUCAGAAGGUCUCGAUCAUGAGGACGUGCUCGAUAGUAAGGGCAUGAUUUCUUGUGUCUCAUCUAAUGUAACCUUGUGGGAGGAGGGAACAACGGCAAGUGAAGAGGAAAUUGAAACUGCCCGGAAAUUGCUAGAAACUGCAGUACUCGGUCUAGCGCAUUGCGUCAUCCGGGAUGCCGAACAGUACAAAUACGACUGGAACGAACAGGAAAGGAGUGCCAUGUCAAAAUUGAAAAACAGUCGUGUUGUUCCACCAGAUCCCAAGCAAGUUUGGGUGCCCUCCGCCAUGAAAAGAAGCAAUGCGGAGGACCAUUUGCGAGUACGAAAGAUUGCGUUCGAAAGCUGCAAUGCCGCUGUAGGUAAGAGUCAUGUAGGGCAUCGAGCCCCGGAUCCAAUGCUGCUGAUCGCAAAAGCGGCCAACAACUGGGCAGCCGCUCAUCAUCAGCGAUUGCUGCCUCCUGGAGCGGAAGAAGAAGAGGAUGACAUGUCCGAGAGAAUAUUCAUGGAAAUGGAAUCCCAGCAGGAACACCUUAUGUGCAUGAGAAGAGAGCAGAUGGAUACAGACGUUCCUGGAAUGGUCAUUGGAUGGUAA